Messenger RNA from Cyphellophora attinorum, 696 nucleotides. Its product is annotated as Uridylate kinase. NCBI's taxonomy places the organism in Eukaryota, Fungi, Ascomycota, Eurotiomycetes, Chaetothyriales, Cyphellophoraceae. The transcript has a single exon. Gene Ontology annotation, biological process: CDP biosynthetic process; 'de novo' pyrimidine nucleobase biosynthetic process; UDP biosynthetic process. Gene Ontology annotation, cellular component: cytoplasm; nucleus. The record is from RefSeq and is a predicted model, not a curated record. Bases 1 to 696 code for a protein of 231 amino acids. Gene Ontology annotation, molecular function: UMP kinase activity; ATP binding.
AUGCCGCCCGUCGACCCAACAGCCGGCACAAACCCAACCCUCCAACCCGACCUUCCCCUCGGCUCAACCAACCUCACGCCCACCUUUGACCCCAAAGAAGUCACCGUCGUCUACAUCCUCGGCGGCCCCGGCUCCGGCAAAGGCACACAAUCAGUCCACCUGGUCCAGGACUACGGCUUCACCCACCUUUCCGCCGGCGACCUCCUCAGAGAAGAGCAAGACCGAGAGGGAAGCGAAUAUGGCGACCUGAUCAAGAAAUACAUCAAAGACGGCGCCAUUGUGCCCAUGGAGGUCACCGUAAAGCUACUUGAGAACGCCAUGAAGGCCAAGAUCGACGAGAAUAAAUCUGGCAAGCCGCGUUUCCUGAUCGACGGCUUCCCGCGCAAAAUGGACCAGGCGAUGUAUUUCGAGCAAGCGGUGUGUCCAUCGACUUGCACGCUGUUCCUCGACUGUCCGGAGGACGUCAUGCGAAAGCGGCUGCUCAAUCGGGGCAAGACCAGCGGGAGAGCAGACGAUAACGAGGAGAGCAUCGUGAAGCGCUUCCGGACGUUCGUCGAGACCAGUAUGCCUGUUGUGGAGCACUUCAAGGAAGAGAAUCGGGUUGUCUACGCGAACGCUGACGGCGAAGAGGGCCAGGUCUACGAGGAGGUCGUCAAGGGCCUAGGCGAGAAGGGCAUCCAUCCGACACGACACUAG